AUGGUCCCCUGGCUCUCAGACCACCUCAUUGUCUCUCCUCCCCAGCCCAUGGUCCCCUGGCCCUCAGACCACCUCAUUGUCUCUCCUCCCCAGCCCAUGGUCCCCUGGCCCUCAGACCACCUCAUUGUCUCUCCUCCCCAGCCCACUGUCCCCUGGCCCUCAGACCACCUCAUUGUCUCUCCUCCCCAGCCCACUGUCCCCUGGCCCUCAGACCACCUCAUUGUCUCUCCUCCCCAGCCCAUGGUCCCCUGGCCCUCAGACCACCUCAUUGUCUCUCCUCCCCAGCCCACUGUCCCCUGGCCCUCAGACCACCUCAUUGUCUCUCCUCCCCAGCCCAUGGUCCCCUGGCCCUCAGACCACCUCAUUGUCUCUCCUCCCCAGCCCACUGUCCCCUGGCCCUCAGACCACCUCAUUGUCUCUCCUCCCCAGCCCACUGUCCCCUGGCUCUCAGACCAACUCAUUGUCUCUCCUUCCCAGCCCAUGGUCCCCUGGCUCUCAGACCAACUCAUUGUCUCUCCUCCCCAGCCCAUGGUCCCCUGGCUCUCAGACCAACUCAUUGUCUCUCCUCCCCAGCCCAUGGUCCCCUGGCUCUCAGACCAACUCAUUGUCUCUCAUCCCCAGCCCAUGGUCCCCUGGCUCUCAGACCAACUCAUUGUCUCUCCUCCCCAGCCCAUGGUCCCCUGGCCCUCAGACCACCUCAUUGUCUCUCCUCCCCAGCCCACUGUCCCCUGGCUCUCAGACCAACUCAUUGUCUCUCAUCCCCAGCCCACUGUCCCCUGGCUCUCAGACCAACUCAUUGUCUCUCCUCCCCAGCCCAUGGUCCCCUGGCUCUCAGACCAACUCAUUGUCUCUCCUCCCCAGCCCACUGUCCCCUGGCUCUCAGACCAACUCAUUGUCUCUCCUCCCCAUCCCAUGGUCCCCUGGCUCUCAGACCAACUCAUUGCCACUCCAUUUGUUCCUACUGGGGCCACUGCUGAGACCACUCAGGUGGAACUGAAGGAUGAAGGAGAGAGAAAAUGA
Molecule: messenger RNA, 1020 nt
Organism: Salmo salar (Atlantic salmon)
Lineage: Eukaryota; Metazoa; Chordata; Actinopteri; Salmoniformes; Salmonidae
Source: RefSeq, a predicted model, not a curated record